CACCAUUCAACACACACUGGGGACAAAUUAUGAUUUACAGAAGCCAAUUAACCUACAAACCUCGCACAGCUUUGGAGGAAACCGUAGCACCUGGAGAAAACCUACGCAGUCACGCUCAACGUGAAAAUGCUUAGUUUGGUUUAGUUUGGAGAUACAGAGUGGAAACACUGAUCUUUGGCCCACCAAGUUCGUACGGACUAGUGAACACCAUAUACUAGCACUAUCCUACACACUAGGGACAAUUUACAAAUGGACCAAAGCCAAUUAACCUACCAACCUGUAUGCCUUUGGAUUGUGGGGGAACCAAAGAAACCUCGCGCGUUCAUGGGGAGAGCAUACAAACUCUGUACAGACAGCACCUGUAGUCAGGAUUGAACCCGGGUCUCUGGUGCUGUAAGGCAGCAACUCAACUGCUGCGCCACCGUGCCGCCCCCGUCUCUUAAUUGUCACUGAAUUCACUGUUCGUUGGUAGUGAACCAGGAAGUGAAGAAACGCUGGCAUCUGGUUUUGUAUUGUGUAAAGGCUGAAAGUCCCAGUGCGGAGAGCUGGACACCACGAGAUAGCCAGCGAUGAUGAUUCUCUCCACUUGGCUGCCUACAGUUCUGCUGUUGGUCUCAGUACAUGGAAACACAGCCACUGCCGAUGCCGUGUUUGCCGUUGAAGGAGGCUCGGCUGUGUUGCCAUGUACGUUCACCCUCCCGGCCACUGAUCACAUCAUCAAACUCAAGCUGCACUGGUUCAAAGGUGACUUGCGGCGUUUGGAUGCCGUUAUUACGUGUCAGUUCACUGCUCCCUUCCACUCCUCGUGCGAUGAAGUGAAGCAUGAGGCAAGAAGAGAUCGGUUUAAGUUCAUCGGGAAUCUCAGCCGGAGGGAUGCCUCGCUAAAGGUGGAGCAACUGGGACAGGAGGAUAAUGGUCUAUAUCAGUGCAAUGUGAACAACAUCGAUGGACAUCCUCUAUUACAAAAGGUCAUUCACCUGACUGUGAGAGCUCGCAAUGUCUCAUUGGUGACUGGGACUGAGGGGGCUUCGGCCACGUUACCCUGUGUCUUCUCACCGCCUCUGCCGAGGCACAUGCCUCGCACGGUCACAUGGAUGAGGAAGGAUCGCUACCGGCAAAUCGUCGCGUUCAGACCCCAAGCUGAUAGAUCCUGGGCGGCGGAGAACGGAACAACUCGGUUCGAGCUGGUCGGGAACCCAGAGCAGGGAAACGCCUCAACCAGGAUAAAGCAGCUGAGGGUGGAGGACAGUGAUGGCUACCUGUGUCUCGUGUUCUCGACCGACCAUCUGUUCCAGUGCGAGAUCCAACUGCAAGUUGCAACAGCCCCACAGUUUUCCAACACUCUGAUACUGUAUAUUGCACUUGGAGUGAAAAGCCUUGUCCUUUUGGUGAUGGGCUUCAUUUUAAUCAGGGACAAAACAAGAAGGAAUCGGGACUGAUCCACCGCUGGAGGCUGAGACACCCAUUUUCUUCAUCCAUAUGCACAUCUGCCGCUCUUUCCACACUGCCUGCCUCCGCUGAUCUCGGCUGCGCUUGUAAAGGCAAUCAUUCGAUGCGCGAUGCAUAGGCCCAAGACCAAAUUUCGUCCUGCCUACGAGCUAUCCAUCACAGUUGUACCCCACCCUAGCUUUCCCACUGGGAUUUAUGUACGAUUAUUCCCAAUAAUAAUUCUGGACAUGAAUAUACCAGUAACUAAACUUCACAAACACUCAGGGGGUGAAAUUUGGGAACAUUUAUUUUGGGCUGAGUGUGGGGAAAGAGCAGCGAGGAGUAAGAGGGAGAGGCGAUGAUGAGCGUGGAGGGAAUAGGUCAGGGGAGUGGUGGGAUAUGGAGAUUUAGAUUAGAGAUAGAGCAUGGGAGUACACCCUUUGGCCCACCAAUCCACGCCAUACAUUGAUCACCCACGCAUAUUAGUUCUAGGAUAUCCCACUAGCUCAUCAGAAGUUGGGAAUGUACAUACAGGGCAGACAGGCAUAAUAAAAUGCAUUCAAGACCGAAAUGAACCACAAGUGAAGAUACAGUAGAAGGGUAAACAAUGGCAACCUUUCACAAAGUUGCAUAAUUAUUCACACAAGUAUAAUUGUACAGAAUUGCACACAGAAUUAUUAUCAGCAUAUAACACACAUGUCAUAUAUAUGAACAAACAUGUAUUUGCAUACACAAUCCAUGUACUGCUGAUGCACGCAUUUACAAAUAACACAUGCAUAAGCAGACAAGAGUACAUGUAGACAUGGUGCAGGAUGGUACUAUGGCACAUCAAUGCACACACACAAACACACAUCAUACUAGUUUACGUUACCUCAUUUUUAUAUACACUCUUUACACACCAGCGGAAAUUUACAGAGACCAUUAACCUACAAACCCUGGGCUGUGGGAUGUGGCAGGAAACCAGAGCACCAGGAGGAAACCCAGAGGGUUGCAGGGCGAACGUACAAAUUCCACACAGACAGCACCCAAGGUCAGGAUCGAACCCGUGUCUCUGGCGCUGUGAGGUAGCAACUCUACCCAUUGCACCACUGUGCCGCCCAUCAUCCGCACACAGGGUUACCAUAGAAAUUCUAGAUCGGAAAACAGGGUUGAGGGAGAGGUACCAUUUAAUGUGGAGUUACAUAGAAACAUAGAAAAUAGGUGCAGGAGGAGGCCAUUCGACCCUUCGAGCCAGCACCGGCAUUCCUUGUGAUCAUGGCUGAUCGUCCCCUAUCAAUAACCCGUGCCUGCCUUCUCCUCAUAUCCCUUGAUUCCACUAGCCCCUUAGCUCCAUCUAACUCUCUCUUAAAUCCAUCCAGUGACUUGGCCUCCACUGCCCUCUGUGGCAGGGAAUUCCAUAAAUUCACAACUCUCUGGGUGAAAAAGUAUUUUCUCACCCAGAGACUUAAAUGACCCCCCCUUUAUUCUAAGACGUUGGGAAGAGCUCCUCUCUCCUUGUGACCUCCCAGUCACGAAUAAUUUCAAAGCCCAGCUGGUGGGCUACAGGCAGUCAAAUGGAUGGUUCCUUCUCCUUGGGUCUGUCAAGUCUCAGGGUGACCAGACCCGUAUUUCCCCAUAAAGAGUUCCUAAUCCUUGCUAAUUUUACCUUCCCCACUGUGGUGGAAUGUGUUUUCACAGUCGUAGAGACAUACGGCACACAGCAGACCCUUCAGUCCAACUCAUGCGUGCCGACCAAGGUGCCUUAUCCAAGCUAGUCUCGGAGUUUGUGAAAGUUUUUCGAUGACGCUACAAUGACUUGAAAUGCAACAAAUAAACCUGUUUUGUGCAAGGACGUUGGCUGUUCCUCUGUGAUAAUCUGCACUGCACUCAGUCAGAGCAUUCAGCCCAUCAUCCCUGUUCUAGCCCAUUUUUUUUUGGUCAGAAUCAAUGAUUCAAUGUUGCUUUUAUUGUCACUUGUGCAAACACACAGUGACAUUAUUUGCCUUACACACAGUCCAGUAAGGUUUUGAGUUUAGUUUAUUGUCACGUGUGCCGAGGUAUUGUAAAAUGCUUUUGUUGUGUGCUAACCAGUCAGUGGAGAGACAAUACCUGAUUACAAUCGAGCCAUUCACAGUGUAGACACACACAUGACAAAGGGAACAAUGUGAAUAGUGUUUAGUGCAAAAAAAGUCCAGUAAAGUCCAAUGAAAGAUAGUCCGAGGGACUCUAAUGCCAUAUUGCAAUACCUAACCACAAUCCCCAAUUACUGUACAGAAAUAUUCCACUGAGACUGCAUGCAAGAGGCGCAAGGUUUUGCCGCCAUUUAAAAGUCCAGUCUGAACUCCAGGUCUUAUGAGCAGCUCCAGAUCCAGGUGAGCCCCAGGCUGUUGCAGGGCCUCCAGCCAUCACCUUCCAUGGAUGUCUAGAUCCCUGGGAACCUCCUGCCGUGGACCUUGAGGGAUUACCUUAUUGGGGUGCAUAAGAUCACGAGGGGCAUAGAUAAAGUGAACCCUCACAGUCUUUUUUCCAGGGUAAAGGAUUCAAAAACUCGUGGACAUAGGCUUAAGGCGAGAGGGGAGAGAUUUAAGGGGGAUCUUUUAGUUUAGUUUAGAGAUACAGCGUUGAAACAGGCCUUACGGCCCACUAAGUCCACGUCGAACAAAGAUCACUCAUACACUAGUUCUAUCUGCCAUACAAGUGACAAGUUACAGAAGCCAAUUAACUUACAGACCUGUACGUCUUUGGAAUGUUGGCGGACACCGGAGCACUCGCUGCGCCCGCCGCUGAAGCCGCAGGCGGGUCUCUGCACGUCCUCCGUCCUGCCUUCUCCCCAUAUCCCCUCACUCCGCUAUUUUUAAGAGCCCUAUCUAGCUCUCUCGUGAAAUAAUCCAGAGAACCUUCCUCCACCGCCCACUGGGGCAGAGAAUUCCACAGACUCACCACUCUCUGUGAGAAAAAGUGUUUCCUCGUCUCCGUUCUAAAUGGCUUACUCCUUAUUCUUAAACUGUGGCCCCUGGUUCUGGACUCCCCCAACAUCGGGAACAUGUUUCCUGCCUCCAAGCCCUUAACAAUCUUAUAUGAGAUACCCUCUCAUCCUUCUAAACUUCAGAGUGUACAAGCCCAUUUUCUCAGCAUAUGACAGUCCCGCCAUCCCGGGAAUUAACCUUGGAGAACGUACAAACUCCGUACAGAUAGCACCCGAGGUCAGCAUCGAACCCGUGUCUCUGGCGCUGUAAGACAGCAACUCUACCGCUGUAUCGCUGUACCUGUCAUGUGAGCAGUUAAUCACAAGUUCCCUUUCGCAAGAUGUUAUUAAAAUAUUUCUGCUGCGAUCAGCUGGUGCACAUUGCACAACUAACCCUCCUGGUCCUAUUGUUUGGUAGAACCUCAGGCGCCACUUCCUCACUUCUCUUGUACAAAUAUCUGCGCAUUACAAUUAUCAUUGGAGUUGUGACCUGAGCCCUUGAUUGAGACGCUCUUUAUAUGCGGCGUGUACAAUAAAGAAUGCUGCUGAUGUAACGAGUCUUUCAGACUCACUUCGGGGAGAUAUUUCGACAGUCCCUUGAAGCUUCCACCGAGAUCGUUUGUCCAAAUUGUGGGAGGAGGAAGUUGAAGAAAUCGCGCCUGUUUCCAGGAUUGGAUAUUCUUUCACUAUUCCCGGUCACCCUGUCGGACACUGGGUCAUCGAAUGCCUGAAGACGCCUGGCGAUUAUACACACUGGGAUAAAGAGAUGGAUCACAAUAUAAACAUUAUCUUAAAUAUCACAUAUUUGUUUAGUUGAUAACAAGAGAAAAGGUCAUUUAUAGCAACAUAGAAAAUAGGUGCAGGAGUAGGCCAUUCGGCCCUUCGAGUGGUUCUAAAUCCA
Leucoraja erinaceus (little skate) is the source of this 5273-nucleotide messenger RNA. Its product is annotated as hepatitis A virus cellular receptor 1-like. The record is from RefSeq and is a predicted model, not a curated record. Gene Ontology annotation, biological process: regulation of bone resorption; regulation of osteoclast development; regulation of actin cytoskeleton organization. The coding region runs from base 570 to 1439 and encodes 289 amino acids. NCBI's taxonomy places the organism in Eukaryota, Metazoa, Chordata, Chondrichthyes, Rajiformes, Rajidae. The transcript is spliced from 5 exons. Gene Ontology annotation, cellular component: plasma membrane.